GACAUCAUCUUUCUGUCCAGCGCUGGUCCAGUAGCUCAAAUCCAUCGGUAAAGCAUGGCUUUGUUACAAAAACAGUGAAACACACUUUUUGUGCUGAGUAACACAUUCCAAGCAAGCAGCCUUUGUGUGUGUGUGUGUGUGUGUGUGUGUGUGUGUGUGUGUGUGUGUGUGUGUGUGUGUGUGUGUGUGUUACAAACACACAGUCUGCGGUGGAGGCUGUUUACAUAUGGGCAAGAUUCUCAGCAGGAUUCAGUGCAGAACUAUUAAUUAAAUUGUUGUUUGUGAUGUUGAGCGGUCAGACUGAUGGGCGGAGUCUUGCGAUGGCCACGCCUCUCUUCAAAAACACAGCCACACUUCACUUAAAGCUCUCUGCCUCCACUGUGCUGCUCACUUCAUGGUAAGCUUGCAUUGUGUCUUUCAUUUUCAUGACUAAUAUCAACAGUGCAUUAAUGGUUUUACUGAGUUUUGCCUUUUGAAAUUUGAGAUGCUUUCACCUUGAGGUAAAGUUAAUGUAAAAAAAAAAAAAUACUGUAUGAAAUAAUUAAUUUGGCUAUGAUUCUUCCCUGCUACUAAACAAAACCAAUAAGUGUGUUUAUGACCGGUUAAAGGAUUACAAGAUGGAUUUCUUGACUUGUGGAGAGAAGGACCCACUGUAUGCCAAAUACAGCACUUUUCCCGGAUGGCAUUCUUCACACAUAUAUCAGCACAAACCUUCUACAACCACUUACCUGCAACACCUGUCGGAGUACAUUGACUCAACUGGUGAGCCAAAAACUUGGGUGGCAUCAGGUACCAGAACUACCCGGGAUAUUUAUGACUUCAACAAGCAGACUGAAAUCGCAAAUUUUCAUUCACACACCAAGUUAUCUCACAGAGAAUUAACUGAUUACAUUGGGGAAGUGAGAAAUCCUGUACCAAUAGAAAAACAGAGAUCAGAUGAGGGGAGGUAUGCAGAAAGAGACUCAUAUGCACAGCACAAAGGGUGGGAAAACACAUGGCCAUUAAACUACAGAGAAAUAAGAGAAAACUUUGGAACAGACAGUCAUAAUGAGAUGCAAGCUUAUGCCGACUGCUAUCAUCAUACGCUUUCCAGAAAACCACCUCGCUUUGAGGUUGGGGAGUGGAGGUCAUCUAGGUGUGCUUCAGACAUGGAGAAGGUGUUGGGAUAUGGCCAGUGGACUGCUAGUCCAGACACAACUGAACAAUUCCAGCCAAAUGCUUUAACGUCACAGAAAAAAGACAUAACUGAGCUCAUUGGGGAACAUCGGUGGAAAAGGAGCCCUUGGAAUUUGAGAAAUACAGAGAGUGUUUUCCCAGUAGGAUCUUUCAGACAGCCUCCAUCCUACAUGGCACCACCAGCAUACAGCUCCCCGAAGAAUGGUGACAAGAUAGCAGCAAUACCAAAAGUUCCUGCAGAGGCAAGUGUGGAAGCAUUUGAGGAGCAGACAUUUGAGAGCAGAAAAGUACCCUUUACAGAUUUGACAGAAACACAUUGUGACCCUUCAUCAAACAAUGGACAUUAUUUAGAAAAAAAUAACCAGAAACAGAACACAGAGAGUUACCGCAGUGUUAUCACCGGUGGACAACACUGUUUAGAAGCCUUAAAUGCAUCCACUGUCAUGCAGUACACAACAAUAAACACAAAACCACCUUCAACUCAAGCACAGCUUCAGUACAGAGAGUCUCCACACAUGACCCAUACUGAUAUUACUCAGACGAAGCAGACCAAACUCACGAGAAGAAAGGGUGGUGAGACUGUGUUUUGUCUAGUCUCUCGAAUGGGAGAGGUGUCAGGCUUGUCAAGUUCUCCAGAGGAGCCACUUAAAUCCCACGUGUUACCCCUGUUAACUGAUUGCAAACCCGAUUACAAGCCAAUCACCACCGAGCAGACAAAUUCACCUCAGCACAAUGAUGUCAGCAGAGAAAAUCAGGAUGCAGGCUUGAAGAAGGACGAAGCUGUUGGGCAGCUCGACGGAUCCUUAAUGUUUGGAGAGUAUGGUCACACACCCCUAGAUCAAAGAUCCAGUUCUAUCCAGGAUCUGGGUAGUGCAAUAGAACCAGAUGAAGAAAAAGAAGAGUUGCAAUGUUAUGUCCAAGGGAACGACUCAGAGUCAAACUGUUUAGCCCAGAAGUCACCAAUGCAGACACAAGGACAUGAGAAACCAUGCAGGGAAAUCAUAGAGAAAUUCCCAUUGUGGAAAGAGCCAAAACAUCAGCAUCACUCAACAGGGAUGACAGAGCAAAAAAGCCAGGGGAUAAAUGAUGAGCCUGAAGUUAGCAACGACUCAACAAAUGACCAGCAGAGUCUUGUGGUCAUUGACGCAACCUGUGUUGUUGUCAAGGUUGAGCUUGUGCUUCUUCCAGAGAAGGAGCAUGUCCAGUAUGUGUGUUUGACAGAGGAGAGUCCUUCGCCAAGUAAUAGAGAGGAGACCGAGGUGCAGAAGCAGCACAGCAGUGUCGUCUCAAGCCAGGAGACUCCUGAAAACAAUACUUUGGAAGAGAGAGUAGAAAUGAUUCUUGGAAUUCCACAUGAGCAUCCCAGGACAAGUGUACAGACACACGAGAGCAUUUCAGAAGAACAUGACAGCUCCUGUGAAAGUCACAUCGUGGAUCCAGUAAAAGAGUUUGAGGAAUCUCCAUCUGCAGCUGCAACUGUUGAUGAGUGGCAAGCGCAGGAAAAUAAACUGAUGGUGGAACAUUCCUGGAGUGGGACAACAUUGGAGAAUAAUGAAGGCGUAGAGGAAGUGCUCAGCAUAAUGGAAGUGGAAAAGCAAACCACUGCACAAGAACCCGAAGCUGUUCUCAAAGACUUUGUGGCUUUCACAAAUGCAAAAUCCACAUCUGAAAUCCAACCUGAAAAGACAACCAUAGAUAUGAAUCAAUCCACAGAACAAGGACAUAGACCUGCGUUGGACGACAGUGUGGUUGAGCACAGUACACAGAAAGAUAAUGAGAACCAUCAAACAGAUACUACUAUGGACCUUACAGAGGAUAGUUCAACAGAAGACAACCUCUCAGAUGAUAAGCGAGUACUUGCUUCAGAUUUCUUUACACCUGUCCUUAGGAAAAGUGCAGAAAAUUGCGUCAAAGUUGUUUUACCUUCACCUGUGGGUUCCAGGACUCUCAGAAGGUCAAGCUCUUCACCUCAUUUGUCAUUUACCUCAGCUUCCAACACCUUGGAAGUAACAAAUGUAUCAGCUACUCCUGUGGUUUCUCACACAGAGAAUGAGCCACUGUUGCUUCCAUCUUUUACCAACACAGAAACCACCCAGUCCUCCGGUUCUCCCAGUGUUCAGUCAAGCUGUACAUCCUCACUCCCCGCUCCUUCUUCUACUCCAGUUCCAGAAGCUUUUGAAAAUCCAUCUCUCCCACAGACAAGAAAUACUCCUUCUGAUGAUUUACUCUGUACUUCAUUGCCCUGUGAGCAAAAAAUACAACAUGCCAAGUCUCUGUGGGACGCUGUAAGUCGUAUACGCAAACACACUGCUCCUGACUCUGAGACAGAGGAAGAGGAGACGGUUGAGUUUGGGGAACAAACUGAAAGUGCAGACACUGACUUGCUUUAUCAGAGACUGAACACAAAAGAAGGAGAAGAAUUGGAGGAUAAUACUUUAGAGAACUGAACAAAAACCAAAUGAUGUUUCUAUUCCUGUGCCAGAAAACACUGUGUGUAUACUAUCAUAGCAUUACAAGCAUAGGCCGUAGUGAAAUAGCAACAACCCCAGUGACACCACACACUAAUAUUUCACUGCUCCAGGCACUGUCAGUCUGUGUAUAAGUAGUGGGGAUUUUACAGUGACGCUUUCUGCAGUUAACAUUGUUAUGCCAGUAGGUCUUAAUGAGUGAGUCAUUGAAUCUUUCAAUCAACCAAUUAGUAGCAUCACCUGCUGUGUGUGAGAUAUGCAAUGGUUAAUUCUAAUGUCUCUUUGUUUGAAAGUAUUUUAACAUGUAAGAAGGGUGUACUUAAUUUUCACAUGAUUUUCUGCAUGAUCUGCAUAAUUUAUGUUACAUAAAUAGUUUUCUUUUUAAGGUAAUACAGUGAAAUUUGUUAUGCCUGUCGCCUGAGGCUGGAUUUGUCAAAUAAUAAAAACUGGAUCUGUACAAUCAAUAAAUGAAUGAAUGAUAAUAUAUGGAUAAUAAAUCACUUGCUAUUUAUCUGUAGCACUCACAAAUACAAAGAAUUACCUUUUUUUUAGUCCCUUGUAAUAUAUUUCCCUUAUAGUGUGAUUUUUACAAUAGCAAUAGGUCUAGAACAUUAACCCCCGGGUUCACAGUGUCAAGAUGCACACCUUAAUGUUUUCCUCUAAGGCAUUUUUGUAAAAGUUGCUUAAAUAUCUUAAUUUAACAAAGGCCUAGUCUUGGCUUAAGCUAAGCCCCGUUUGUGAAACUGGGCCUAAAGGUUUUCAAUAAUGCCUUUUGGAUCUUUUACUUCAAAAUAAGGUUUUCUUGUAUUAGAUGUUAAACUUCAACUGUCUACUCACACAAAAACACAAUGAGGCCAAAUGGUAGGGAAUGACAGACUGAAAUUUAUUAGAAAAGUGUUGUUGUAGUGCAGUAUCAGCUUUUGAGUUCAAACAGUGUGGGUAUUAAAUCAGUGAAACAACAAGAACUGUGCCUAUUUGUGAUGUACUGUAACUACUGGCUGUGCACGAGGUUCAGUUGCACUGGGAUCGUUUGAUAUUAUACAUUCUUAUUCGAUCCUACUUUGUGAUUAAACCUGUUGUAAACCUUCAGUUCUCAUAAUUUCUGCAUUACAAUGCCACACAAAAGGGACAAUAAAAUGUAUGCACAGUUUUGUUGCAUUUCUGAAUGGAAAGUUUACUUUUAAGGUACUAUUUUUUUAAAAAAGCCUUUGGAAAGCAUUAAUGUAACUAACAGGAGUCAAACUGGGGCUUGUGGAU
Cyprinus carpio (common carp) is the source of this 4901-nucleotide messenger RNA. RefSeq lists its product as uncharacterized. The record is from RefSeq and is a predicted model, not a curated record. Lineage: Eukaryota; Metazoa; Chordata; Actinopteri; Cypriniformes; Cyprinidae.